UGGCUGACCUUGUUACCAUGCCUCUAUUUCAGUUCAUGAAUAUUCUGACACUUUUGUGUACCAAGGAACUUGGGGAUAUAAAAAGUGAACAGUUUCUGGUGAAAAUUUAUUAUUUUAAGGCACAGGUGUAGCAAUUUAUUGGAUGCAUCAAAACUACACAGAUCAGCUUACUAUGAUACUGAAAGAACGAGGGGACACAGACUAUUAUAUAUCUUGGAGUCAAUGGUAUAAUUGGAUGUCAAACCGAGCUGCAAACUGAUGUAUAUGAUAAACAUGUCACUUGGUAUACGUAAUAGAUUUUUCUUGGCUAUCCUAUAUAUGUAAUGGGACAAUUUUACUUCCUUCUCACGCUGUGAUGUAGACCGCUAUAGAUUUAAUGUUUGUUUGAUGUAUAAGACAAAAAAACCCCCAAAACUACACAAUUAUCAACCUAUCUUUAAGAUGUUUUUUUUAUAAUGGUUAUUAAGAAAGUGGAGCUAAAUUUGUACAGGGCUCUGGAGGAUAUAAACUAUCUGGACCCUUGGAUUCAGAUUUGGGCAUGAGAUACAAACCACAUUAGUUGCUCCCAUGGAUGACCUACGGAUUGCACACCACUCAAGAACGUCACAGUCAUCCGGGGUGCUAAAAUGGGCUUCGACACAAUUGAGGCUCUACCACUCUCUGGGUCAUCAAACCUUCUUGUUGCUGCUGCUCCUCUUCCCAGAUGGGCCGGCUGCCCUUCCUCUUGCUGCUCAUAACUUGAAACCAGCCCUGCCUCCAAUUGUAAAAGACAAACCUUUCCUAGUGACUUGGAAUGCACCAACGGCUCGCUGUGCUGCUGCCUACGAUGUCCCUCUCCCCUUGGACUCCUACGGCAUCCUGGUUAAUUCCCAGGAAGCCUUUGUGGGUGGGAACAUUACCAUCUUCUACUAUGAUCAACUAGGCUUAUAUCCUUAUUACGUGAACACGACGGUGCCACCCACUGCGGUUCAUGGUGGCUGCCCUCAGAACGUCAGCUUGAAAGACCACCUGGAGAAGAUGACAAGGGACAUUGCUGUGGCCAUGCCCUCACACUCUUUUGCAGGUCUCGCUGUGAUUGACUGGGAGAACUGGAGGCCUCAGUGGAUUCGGAACUGGGACAAAAAAAAUAUCUACCGGGACAUGUCCCUCCUCUUGGUCAAGCAAAGAAACCCCCAUUUAUCUGAUUAUGAAGCUGAGCUGGAGGCCAAAUGGGAGUUUGAGACAGCUGCCCAGAAUUUUAUGACAGAUACUCUCCGCUUAGCCCAAUCUCUGCGCCCCAGUGGCUGGUGGGGCUACUACCUCUUUCCCGACUGUUAUAACUAUGAUUACUUGGAUGACUUUGAGGGCUUCACGGGGCACUGUCCCCCGGUGGAAGUGCAACGCAACAAUGACCUCUCUUGGCUUUGGGAGCACAGCAGGGCCCUCUACCCGUCCAUCUACAUGGAAGAGAUGCUGAGAACUUCCCCACAAGGGAAGAAGUUUGUGAGAGCCAAAGUGGGUGAAGCCUUGAGAGUGGCCGAGUUGCCCUCUGCCCAACACUCCCUCCCUGUUUUUAUGUAUGCCAGGCCAUUCUACACCUACACCCUGAAGGAGCUGAGCCAGACAGACCUGGAGUACACCAUAGGGCAGGCUGCAGCCAUGGGUGCUCAUGGCCUUGUGCUCUGGGGAGACGCAGAAUAUUCUCGGAACCGGACCAAUUGCUUAAAGGUUCACAAGUAUCUGACAAGCACUUUAGGCCCAUAUAUUGUCAACGUGACCAGGGCAACUGAGCUCUGCAGCCGUCAUAUCUGCAAUAAUCAUGGCCGCUGCAUUCGCCGGAGAAUGGACUCUGACGCUUAUUUACACCUUGGCCCUAAUCCUAUGGAGGGCAUCUCCACUCUUGAGUUGGCAAACAGGACUUUAAGCCAACAGCAGAAGGUCAAGAUGGAACAGGAGUUCGCCUGUCAUUGCUACAAGGGAUGGAGUGGCAAAAGAUGCCUUUUCAAGGGGCACAGCGUGCGAUUGUGGGCAGACAGUUGGUGCAUUUACAGCACAGUUUUGUCUGUACUUUGGAUAAGGUAUUUAUGAGCAUUUGGACUAGUUGCUAUAAAUAUUGUGAAGCCAAUACUGUAAAGUGAAUCCUAUAUCUUUCCAUGUGAGAAAGGUACAGGCAUGGUGUUGGGUAAUAAGAGGCAUUGUCGAGUUGCUGUAACUCUCCCUGACUUCCCAGGAUGUCCUUCUCUUGUGGUGUUUCACUGGGAAAGUUGGCACGUGUGGAUUAGUCCUAUCUAUGCAGGACUUCCCAUACACCAAGGAUGGGCUGCUUGGGCUCUCCAGAGGUUGCUCGUGUAUAUCUCUCAGCCAUCGAUGAAGGAUUGUUGGAGCUGAAGCUUAGCCCUUGGGGAAGAACACAGAUUUUCUACCCAGAAGUUUUUUGGGGGGAUUUCAAAAAAGUCGAGAAGGUGGUUGCAACUGCAUGAUCACAACAACUAUUUGGAUUUGUUUUUUGUUUUUGUUUUUGUUUACUUCUCCAGCAGAACUUCAUUCCUACCCCAGCAAUACACAACAAAUAACAUUCUUUUUAGUCUCUAAACUUCUCACCAGCAUACAAGCAUCCUUAAUAUUUGAGGUGCACGUUUUCCUAAACUGUGACAAAGACCGUAAUUUCCUCUUUCUUUUGGUUGAAUCAAAACUGAUCUAAGCACAUUAUUUAUAUACAGAGCAAACCUUUCCUACUUGAACCAACUAGGUGUCCUCCAAAAUGUGAUUGGUGCUGUUUUAAUUGAAAUAUGUAUGUAGGUAAAUAUGUGUACUUGUCAGGCUACCUCUCUUAUCAAGGAAUGGGGGAGAGAAAUCUUAAUUUUUUAAAAUUAAAUAUUUUUCAUGUGA
Pantherophis guttatus is the source of this 2868-nucleotide messenger RNA. Its product is annotated as hyaluronidase Ccc Hy-4-like. The record is from RefSeq and is a predicted model, not a curated record. Gene Ontology annotation, cellular component: cytoplasmic vesicle. Gene Ontology annotation, molecular function: hyalurononglucosaminidase activity. NCBI's taxonomy places the organism in Eukaryota, Metazoa, Chordata, Lepidosauria, Squamata, Colubridae. Gene Ontology annotation, biological process: hyaluronan catabolic process; carbohydrate metabolic process.